CUCACGAUGGCGACCGUCCGACAAGUGCGCCAGACCGACUUCACGGCGGCGAAGGGCAACUCGCUCCAAGCGUGCAUCGCAUCAUUGCGAGGCGUCGAGCUGGACGCGGUGCCUAACUUCAUUUUGGACCCUUCCGGCUACAUGCCCGCCAUCAACCGCUACCUGGCGCCGCAGGGCUUGACCUUUGAGAAGAUCAACUUGGCCGCCGAUGGCUCCGUGCCCGCCGACACGAGCCUUCUACAACCAGGUAGCGCGGUGGUGCUGCGGGGCAAGUCGCCACGUGGCGACUUUGGUCACGUGGUCGUGGCGCGCGUCGAAGCGUCCGGGCAAGCGUUCGAGCCGAUCAUGGAUCCCCACCCGGACGACGCGUUUCUCGAUGGCCCAGGCCAGUGGGUCGGUGUCCUCGUCCCGACAGCGAUCGCGCGUGCAUAAAAUACAACGCUAUGCCAAAAUCAAGUCUUCUUGACUCCAUCCA
Saprolegnia parasitica CBS 223.65 is the source of this 475-nucleotide messenger RNA. RefSeq lists its product as hypothetical. NCBI's taxonomy places the organism in Eukaryota, Oomycota, Saprolegniomycetes, Saprolegniales, Saprolegniaceae. The transcript has a single exon. The record is from RefSeq and is a predicted model, not a curated record. Bases 7 to 432 code for a protein of 141 amino acids.